Messenger RNA from Myripristis murdjan (pinecone soldierfish), 2376 nucleotides. It is a transcript of the gene heca, whose product is annotated as hdc homolog, cell cycle regulator. Lineage: Eukaryota; Metazoa; Chordata; Actinopteri; Holocentriformes; Holocentridae. The coding region runs from base 289 to 1995 and encodes 568 amino acids. The transcript has 5 exons. The record is from RefSeq and is a predicted model, not a curated record.
AGCAGUGCAGGAAUCAAAACAAGAGACGGACACGCCUUCUUUCCUAUGGGUUAUACCCUAUGUAAUACUUGCAUGGUUCUACGUUAUAGGUAGCCGCUGUCAGAGCUGCAGAAAACCCGGCUGGCCACACAGGAGGCGAGUGAUAACAGCAAUACCUUCAUCAUCGUGACGAGAAAAGGCAGCAAAACAGCAGAGCCCGCCGCAGAAAUGGAAUCCACAGAAAUGUCAGACCUGGACACCAGUCGUCGAUAGAGAUUGCAAAUAUAAUUGACAUCUGGACCCACUAAAAUGCCCAACCAGAAGAGCAACAAGGGGAAGAAAAGCAAGCGCACCAACAGUAGCGGAGAUGAGCAGGAAAAUGGAGCCAGUGCGGCCGCAACAGGAGGCGCAGCCGCGGCGGCGCAACCGGGGGCGACUGCUGCACCCCGAAACGAGCGCACAAGUGAGGUCCCUUGUGCAACCCCUCUCGUGUGCAGUCUGGGUCGGGCCAUUGAUCUGGAGAAGGAUGACUAUCAACGGGUGCUCUGCAACAGUGAGCUCUGCCCCUAUGGGAACUGGAUGCACCUACAGUGUUUCUACGAGUGGGAGAGCUCCAUCCUUGUCCAGUUCAACUGUAUUGGCCGUGCACGAUCCUGGAACGAGAAGCAGUGCCGCCAGAAUAUGUGGACCAAGAAGGGCUAUGACCUGGCCUUCAGAUUCUGCUCCUGUCGCUGUGGUCAGGGCCACCUGAAGAAAGACACAGACUGGUACCAGGUCAAACGCAUGCAGGACGAGCGCAAGAAGAAGCCCUCGGAGAGGAGUGUGGGCAGGACAGGGGCCAGCGGGGGAGGGUUGGGGUCUGGGGAUGGGGUUUCUGAUGAGCCCAAGAAAGGGAAGGUACCUGGAGGGGGAGGAGGAGGUAAACUAGCCCACAGGGCCUCAAGUCAGGAGUUACCUCGCAGGCAAUCAGUGGACCGUCAGAACUCUACAGAAAGAGGAGGACCAGGAGGAGGAGGACACACUACAGGAGGACCGUUCACUCUGGGACCUCCACAGAAGUCUCCAUGUGAUUCCCCGGGGCAUUCCCCUCCUGCUGGUUUCUCCUUCUUCUCUCCCUCUUCUGCCUUCGCAUCUGGAGGUGGGGGUGGAAGUUUGCGGGGAUCCCGUCACCUUGGAGAGUUCCUCAAGUCAGCCGUCCACAUGGAGACUCACAGGAAACAUCUCCUAGCUGGGGGAGCCCUCAGUCGGGGUUGCUCGAUGGGAGCCUCCGGCGUAGUCACCGGCGGGUCUGGCAGUUCCCAACUUGACCCCAGCUCUGUUCUGCCCCUCCCGCUGUCCUUCGCCCUACCGCUUCCCCACCGCCUCACCUCGAGUGGCGUGGGUGAUGGCACCCACCCUCAUCCAGUGCAGUUCCUAAGGAGGCUGGACCUCUCGGAACUCCUCACCCACAUCCCUCGCCAUAAACUCAACACGUACCACGUCCGCAUGGAGGACGACGCUCAGGCAGGCCAGGGAGAGGAGCUGCGCAGGUUUAUCCUGUCAGCCCUCAGCGCUAGCCAGCGUAAUGUGGUCAACUGUGCCCUGUGUCACCGGGCAUUGCCAGUGUUUGAACAGUUUCCCUUGGUGGAUGGGACGCUCUUCCUCAGUCCUUCGCGCCACGAUGAGAUCGAGUACGACGUCCCCUGCCACCUUCAAGGCAGGCUGAUGCACCUCUACGCCAUCUGUGUGGACUGUCUCGAAGGUGUCCACAAGAUUGUCUGCAUCAAGUGCAAGUCACGCUGGGACGGCAGCUGGCACCAGCUGGGCACCAUGUACACUUACGACAUACUGGCUGCGUCACCGUGUUGCCAGGCUCGUCUAAACUGUAAGCACUGCGGGAAGCCGGUGGUGGACGUUCGAGUGGGGAUGCAGUACUUCUCCGAGUACAGCAACGUCCAGCAGUGCCCACACUGCGGCAACCUGGACUACCACUUCGUCAAACCUUUCUCCUCCUACAAAGUACUCGAGGCUUAUUGACAAAUGUUGUGCAUGCAGUGCUAGUUGCUAGUUGAGCUGCUUUUGUUCUAAUUUUUUCUAACAUAAUCUAGGAAAGAUUUUUUUUCUUAUUUUUCGGGCCUUACAGUGGUUUUAUGUUUGUUUUUUUUAAGUUCUAUCUUUAUUGGAUUAUUUUAUAUGUAUAGAAAGAGUAUGACUCUAGUUUUAAAAGUUCCAAGACAGUAUUUGCUCUGUCUGAGAAGGGUGUUGUUAGACUCUAAAAGGUGUGGAACUGGCACUUAAGUCAAGCAAACACAUUUAUCUGUGACAAGUGAAUGUAACUGUAUGCCAAAUUUGCUUUUAUUUGAUUUUAUUUUUUACCAAAAACAUGAAAAUGAAUCUCAAAUAAAGAAGAGAAAGAUA